GUCGCACAUGUUUCCCCCCGGCACCCGUACCUAACCGGAACAGCAAAAAAGCAUGAGAGCGCCGUAGAAAUGAAUGGGUGCAAAAUUUGUUUAUGUUGACAUUAACGUAUGACUAACGUCGUCAUGUUUUCAGCGGACUAACACAAGUAAUAAAAACUCACGGAUUCAAAGAUGGAGGGCGACAUUUUGGACUCGUUAGAGCAGCUCGGCUAUGAUGGUCCCUUGCUGGACGAGAAGGCGCUGCUCGGAGCCGCAGAGGGAGGCCUGUCCUCUCCAGAGUAUGUGGACCUAUGCAGGUGGCUGGCGUCCAGGUUGAAGCCGCUGUGUGACCUGGAGGAGAGCAUUACUUCCGGUCCAGACGACAUGGACAGCCUCCAGCUGGAGAUGAGCGGUCUGCUCAAAGAGCUGCACUGUCCUCAUGAAGCCGUCGUCUCAGGGAUUCUCAAGGGCAGCGUGCGGAGUACAAAAGAUCAUCUCAAGUUUGUGUUGUUUUUAAGCUCUGAGCUCCAGGCAGCUCAGAUUGUGAGGAGCAGACAAGUGUCUCACAAACACCAAGAAGAGAGUCCGGUGUGUCAGGAGCUGCAGGCCAUCUGUGAAACACUGAACUUGUCAGAGCCCAGAGGACAGGACGCAACAGGAGUCCUCUCUCAGGUCCAAGACAAGGUUGAGAAUGUACUUAAAGAUCUCCCAAAAAGCGUCAUUGGAAACCCAGUGCUGAAGAAGUCUCUAAGCAGUGAGCAGUGGGAGAAGCUGCACAACAUAAACACAGCUCUGUCUUCAGAGUACGAGUGUCGGCGCAGGAUGCUGAUCAAACGGCUGGACGUCACUGUUCAGUCUUUCGGGUGGUCGGACAGAGCCAAGGUGAAGGUGGACAGCAUGGCGAGGGCCUACCAGCCUAAGAGACACUCUCUGAGCCCUCAGUCCACGGUGGACAUGGCCGAACUGCUGGCUGCCAGAGAGGACAUCUGCAAUGUGGUCAAGACCAGCAGCGGCUCCAGCAGGGAGAAGACGACCUGUGCUGUCAACAAGAUCCUGAUGGGAAGAGUCCCGGACAGAGGAGGACGUCCCUCUGAGAUACAGGCCCCGCCUCCUGAGAUGCCACCCUGGCAGAAAAGACAAGAUGGAGGAGGAGGAGGUGGCUGGGGAGGCCGCGGCGGUGGAAGAGGAGGUGGCGGUGGCGGUGGUUGGGGAGGAGGAGGUGGAGGAGGGAAUUGGGGAGGAGGUGGAGGAAGAGGAGGAGGAGGUUGGGGAGGAGGUGGAGGAAGAGGAGGAGGCUGGGGAGGAGGUGGAUGGAACCAAGGAGGACACGGUGGACAUGGGGGGAAAAGAGGACGGUACCAGUAUUAACUUCUGAUAUUCUCAUGUAGUUUUUUUAAAGUGAUCCGUGUGUCGUGUUCGACAUGAGCGCAGUUCCGUUUUUUUUUUUUACGGAGGGAGGAAAAACUUUUUUUUAUCUGAUGCCAGUAAACUUCCCUCAUGUAGAUGAUUUAUAAAGCUCCUAUUUUUACUUUUAUCAGUGUUUCAUUUUGCUUUUUUGUUGUAAUAUACUCAUGAGUGGGUUAAAGUGAAAAUACCAGUGAUACUAUGACAUCAUGACAAGUACUUUCUUGUACUAGAACAAAUGAUCUAACGUAUUUAUUGGGCCAUAACACUGUAACUGUGUCCCAAAUCCAUAUCACACACUGAUUCUAAGGAGCUUUUGAGUAUGUGUUGUAAAUUAAGUCAACUUAAGACAGUCAGUAUAAGUCAUAAAACUUGAUUUAAGUGUUUUUGAACACCCCUGUUCUCCCACAAUGUGAUGCACAAUGGAAAUAGAGGAGCUGCUCACAACUGGAAUACUUUACCAACAAAAUGACCAUCUGUAUAUCAGUUACCGUGAAACACAAAACUGUUGCUCAGAUAAGAUGAGGAAAUACAAUAAAAUUGUUUAUUUAAGGCAGUAUGAAUAUUACUUACAUGGAAAUUGGGCUUUGAAUUACAUAUCAGUUAUGGAUCAUUCAUUUGAUCUAGCUCUGUGAGACAGCGCAUCAGAGAGGGGGAGUUAUUUGUUAUACGGCACCUGGCAUACUGACACAACACCACUUUAUCCUGUUAAAACAAAGCUCACAGCUUGGAUUCAUUUUUAUAAAAAACCUUUUGAUGGAAUAUAAAGGAAUACAAACAACUUUCUGGGUAAUCAAGUUGACUAUAUGACCGCUUCAGAGGUAACGGAGGGAGUCACCACUCUUGUUUACCAGGCCGAUAAAUCUCAGCAUUACUGUCUUCUUUGGUGCUGGUACCAGUUUCAGUAAAAUGAACUGAGCGAUUGAACUGUGGAGAAUCUAGCCGAGCUAACAAUACGUAGCAUCUCCAUAUUGACAGAAGUUUAACAUUUAUAUAUUUGUAUAUGCGAUCUAAGCAGCUAACUAAUGUUAGCUGAAGUAGGUAGCCAACAACUUGUUUUAUACAUCCAAAGAACGUCUAUAAAAAUGAAAUGCAUGGCAACCAGAUUAAGUGUCUAAUUGAGACAGGCGAUUAUUUGUCAGAAUGUGUAGCCACACCAGGUGUUAGACUGGGACUAGGCUUAUAAUUUAAGGUUUACAGUAGUCAUGCCAUGUCAAGUUGAAUUCAUGCACCUCCAUGGAAAACAGUGAACGGAUUUAUUAUUCACUGAGGACCACAUUUAACAACCACAAAACUGUAUCAGAACAUCAGUUUACAGUCUCUCACAAAUUCGUGCAGUAUAUUCCAAGUCUCAUUUAUCCAGUUGUAUCCUCAGGACUUCCCAAACACAUGCAUUUUCACUGAAAAACCUUGGUAUUGUAGUCUGGCUUUAAAGAGAUUAUAGAUGAGUUUCACUUGCAGUUCAUUUUUAAAUAGUCAGGUUUUAGCGAAAAUGCAUGUGUUUGGGAAGUACUGAACAUACGACUGGGUUAAUGAGACUUGGAUCAUACUGCAUGAGUUUAAGAGUUUGCAAACAGGUGUUUCAAUAUAGUUUUGCUGUUGAUAAAAUUGGUCCCCAAUAAGUCAAUAUAUUCACCAUUGUCUGGAGGCAUGCAAGAAAAACAAAGUCUUCUUCACUAAUUGAUGUACAAAUGGUCACUUUGUGGGUGAAGUAUUCCUUUAAUAUGAAUAAAAACUAAGAAAACAAAAAUUACUAUGAAAAUUUUGGGGAAAAAUAACUGGUAAUGUAUGUUAUUACAAUAAGUUAUUUAUACUAAGAGGCUCUAAAAAUGAAUACUGUGCACAGUUUGUAAUAUGGAAUAGACCCUUGUCACAGCAGACAUUUUGACAUGUAGGAAAAGCACAGGUGUAUUUAAUAACAUUAAUGAUGGCUGCAUUCCAUUUAGGGCAGGUCCUGGUACUGUGCAUACUGGCCCACAUAUGCCCAAUCCCAAACCACUCCCUACCCACUACCACUUCACUACCGAGUGUCACUCAAAAUCAAGUUACACUCGCAGCUGCGAAGGGCACUCCUGAUUAAGGGGAAGUGUAUGAAAGAGAAGCCAAACCAUGGGAUGGCCUCGCUACUCUACCGGAAGAAGGAAGCAGAUGUAACCAUGGAUACCGACAGGCACUUUGUGAAAGCAAAAUAGAGCAACAGGCUAUUAAAAAAGCAUUUAAAUAUUAAUUAAAAUUAGUUAAAUUAAAAAUAAACUUGGAUAAGUCAGAUAAGAGAUACAGUGCAGUGGAAUCAAAGUAAUUAACUUGUUCAUGUUUUCUAGACACAGUUUACACAUUUACACAUUUACAGAUUAAUUCAUGUGGGCAAUCUUACCUCCAUCUCUGCUUCACAGCAUUCCUCUUUUUAGUGAAGAGACUCUCAUUUUUGGUUUUUCUUCUGUCCCUGUGAACACAGAAUUAUAUAUUUUUUUACAGAUCAUGAGAAUGGGAUGAGGAAUUUUUUUGACAGUUUUAAAUAGUUUAUUCAAGCAUUUGGACAUGUAGGUUUUCAUCGUUUGACACCAAACAUUCUGUGAGUUUGUUUGAGACUGUAAAGUCAGCGUGAGGAAAACAAAUGUGUGUGUUUGACCUAAAAUAUUUUACAAAGUAGAAAGACGGAACUCUUACAUUUGAACGUUGUUUCCUCCAUUGUGAUGUUGCGCUUCCUGCUGGGCUCAUUAGAAGCCUGCACUGAUGCACACUCGCUAUCUAAGGGCUGAGCAGUCCACUCACACUCAGCAAUAAUUGGUUUGGGACGGGAUUGGGCCUUAAUGUAACCGAGCCAUCGUUAAUGUUCUUAGUUUCACCUGUGCUUUUCCUACAAUGAGUCAAAAUGUCUGCUGUGAAAAAGGUCUACUGAGACACAUCUUGCAUUUUUGACAAGGUCAGGGACAAAAACACUACAAUUUUUUUAAAAAUUUUUUUUACAUCAUAUAAUAGUUUGUCACCGUGAACGUUUUGUCUUGAAAGUGCAUGUAGUUGAAGUGUUAGAGGGAUUUGUAGAUGGAGUAAAGGAUGUUGGAGAUGAUGGUGUAGUCAAGCAAUCUUUCCCUGGCUGAAGAGGCAUCAGUGUGCACCCUGAAGAUUAAAACCAGGGUUACCUGUUAGAGAACAAGCUGAGGACACUAUGGAGAGUCAACUGGGGAUACACUUUUUUUUUAAACCUGUAUUUUACGAUCCUUGUCAGACUGAAACUGUCAGCUCUCACCUCAUUUGCUUGAAGAUUCUGCACCAGCUGUGAUCCUUUGUCACCUCUGAAUUUAUCCAAUAAAGACCUUUUCCAAUGAUGUUAACUCCUCUUAUGUUGAUGUGAUGUACAGAUACUGAAGAGAUUGAGAGGCACUACCUCAUUCCUACCACAAGGUGGCAUGAUUGGUGCAAACUCAGACACAGCAGGUGAUCUUUAGAAAUAAAAAGAGAGGAAACAAUUUACUUCCAAAUGUUUAUUCUCGGCUGAAAAGAUUCUCUACACUGUAUUUUCCAAUGGCAUACCAUUCUUUUGUUCAAUAGAUACAGUUUAUACAUAGUUUGUACAAUAACCAAUAUUCAUAAAAGCAGAAUUUUACAUUGUGUACAUUAUGAACAACAACAUACCUGUACAUGGACACAACAGUUACAUCUUGGCCACAAAACAAAAAUCACUCUUUUCAGUCUCCACGCUAAGACUCAAGCAGUAUCUUAAAACCAAAAAAACAAAACAAAACCUGAAGCAAAUUCCUUAGAAAAAUCCAGUUAAAACACAUCUCAACAUUCUUGACGAGGUAUUUUCCUCCAGUUAAGUUAGAUCAGAAUCAUCAGGGUAAGACAAAUGAGGGACUGACAAUCACUUCACUUUGGCCACUUUAUAAAUUAAGUUGCUGCCUUGAAUUGAAAGGCAAAUAUUUCAAAUUAACAUUGACUUCAUGUAAACUUUGCUGCGCCUGUGAGCAUCGUUUCUGUACAGGUGAACUUCAUAGGGGCUUUAAAUCCUUCCCACAGCUGCGGCAGGAAGUGAACGCAUUCAUAAAUACUCAUGAGGCCACGUGUAACAGCAGGAAGUGUCUGCGGAGAGACAUUUCUCACCGGAGUGAAAACAAGCGUGGCAGGCAGAAUACUGUAACUAGAGAUGGUCCGCCCCGUCAGACUUUCAUUGAGCACCAGGGCCGACACGCUGUCAGUCAUGUCUCAAUACUAUCAAAUGGCCUCACCUCCAAAGUUUCCUGUAUUUCACAAUGACACAAAGGCCAAACUGUCACAGCUCAAGGGAUGUGAGCCAAUUUCAGUUAUUGUUUGUGUGCUUCUCACAUGUAUCGACUGGCAUUAAUAAACAUAUCACUGCAAUCAAACAAGCAUUCAAUGACACUGAAUUAGAUCACCUUCAAAUUUCCUUCAUAUGCAAAAAUACAGUCUUAUUAAACUUUACAAGGCAGACGUUUAGGCACUUCUUUGUCAUGACAAAAUAUUUUAAAGUAUGUUGAUUUUGCGCAAAUAAAGCACUCCGUUCAAGAUUAAAAAAAAAAAAA
Epinephelus moara (kelp grouper) is the source of this 5924-nucleotide messenger RNA. It is a transcript of the gene tslig3b, whose product is annotated as family with sequence similarity 98 member B. The transcript is spliced from 8 exons. Bases 172 to 1347 code for a protein of 391 amino acids. Gene Ontology annotation, cellular component: tRNA-splicing ligase complex. The record is from RefSeq and is a predicted model, not a curated record. Lineage: Eukaryota; Metazoa; Chordata; Actinopteri; Perciformes; Serranidae.